AAAGAGAUUGAUGGUCAGUAUUUUUUUCCUUAACAUUAUUUUAUUAGGAACAUUUUUCCUUGUCAAUCAAUAUAUUUUGCUUCAAAGCAAUUUUUAUUGUAGCACAUCAUUCCUAUCAUAUAGUUUUGUUUUAUUUUUAUUUUAUUUUUUAUUUUUGUGGAUACAUAGUAAGUGUAUAUGUUUAUGGGGUACAUGAGACGUUUUGAUAUAGGCAUGCAAUGUGUAAUAGUCACAUAAGGGUAAAUGCGGUAUCCAUGCCCUUAAGUCAAGCAUUUACCCUUUGUAUAAAAAACAAUCCAAUUAUACUUUUAGUUAUUUUUAAAUGUAUAAUUAAUUCAUUAUUGACUAUAGUCACCCCAUUGUGCUAGCCAAUACUAGGUCUUAUUUAUUCAUUCUAAUAUUUUGUACCCUCAGUUGUUAGUAUUAAGACUAAAUAUCAAUUAUAAGAUCCAAAGGGUAGGUGUAAAGUCAGAACUAUGCACUAAGAUCAGGAACCAAGAUAACAGAAAAAUGUCUGAAAACUAACAGCAAUGUGUGUAACACAGCAGAGAAUAAUAUUCACCGUAAAUAAUUCAAGAAGGUUUAUCCCAGGAAAAGCAAAGUGAGAGCCCACAUUCUCAGUGGGUUCCUCUGUUCUUCUGUCACUGGGAAGUAAAGUAUGAUGAGCAAUAAGCACAAAGUUAAUGGGUUCUCCAGCCUUCUGGAGUGGCUCUCUGCAGCUCUUGGGCAAAACAGAUGUCUCAAUGACUACCUGGGAGAGUGAGGGGAAAACUCAGAGCCUUUCAAGCAACAGAGGUGUGAGAGAGAAGUUAUCAAUAUAUAAUUCCCAUUAGUCUGUUUUUGAGAGAUACAAGUUGUCAAGCCCAUUUGGGAUAUUAAAUGGUAAGGGUUCAGUAUUACCCUUCUGUACUGUGCAAAGGGGAAUAGUCAAAAGCAUAUUUACUGUUCUCAUGAAAUUUGUAGUUUAACUAUGAAGACAAGAGAUAUCUCUGUGAAAAGUAAAGAUCACUUGCUGAUCAGCUAAGCUUUCUCAGUUUCUAGUUUUUGUCUUUGUAUAUACCUCCUUGAAGAAUACUUUCUCCAAAAUUGUUUCCAGUCUCACUGACAGAGGAAAUUUUCAGGACUCAAUCCCAUGUACAAAUGUUGAACAUUACAUGAUCAGUUAUACUAUAUCCAUUGUACUUGUGACUCCUAUAAAAACAUAUUUUUUCAGUAACUAUUUGUUGCAUAUUUGCAAUGUGCCAAGUGCUAUUGUAGAUAUUAGGAAAAAUGAAGUAGACAGAACAUUGUCUUUGUCCUCAUGGAAUUUACAUCUCAGUAUUCUAAGUGUGCAUACCCUCUCUUCCUACUAGGAGAAAAUAUUAUUUUUAAUCAUUCCUUCACAGUGAGUUUCUUAAACUUAUUUCAUCAGAGACUAUUGAAAAGCACACACUCUUCCAUCCCCCUAGAAUGAGAAUCCUGGGGGAGGGAUUGGGAAGUCUGUCUUUUUAAGAAACUCACUUGAUGUUUCAUGUGCAUUCACAGCUUAGGUAACUCUGGGGGAAAGCACUGCCCUGUUAAGAACAUACUGCCCAAGGAAUUGGUAAUAUCCAUUGUACUAUAUCUGUAGGACCCCUUUUGAUUGUCAUUACUAGACUUUAUCAAACAUUUCAUCCUUGGAGAAUGUGAAAACGCUCCAUGGUUUUCCACAGACAGUUCACCUAACAAAAAAUAACAAGGCAAACUUUUUCAAGAAUACCAUUAUUUUUAAAUAAAAUGCCUCUACAUGGCAGAUGUUAUUAUGUUCUACUCUGGGGAUGAAAAGAAUCAAAUAUGAUUAGUUAUGGUCCACAGAACCAAAAGAUUUAUUUUAAAGAUAAAGUUCAGAUGAUGAACAUAAAGGAAGUUAUCUCAUCAAAGAAGGCAAGACUGAGUAAAUCUCAGAAAUCCACCAUAUACAGUAUUUAAAAAUGCUCACUAAAAUUGUUCUUUGUGAGUUAACAAAGGUCAGUAUAGUCAAUAUUCAGUACAUAAUCCUAGCAAGUACAAAUAAAGUUAAUAUUAUUCAAAUAUCUUACACAGGCUUAUUGCAUGCAACACACUGUUCUAAGUAACAUACAGAUAUUAAAAUGACUUAAUUCUCAAAACAUGUCUCAAAACAUGAAGUGAGUUUUUGUUUUUAUGCCCAUUUUGCAGAUGAGAAAACUGAGGCAUAGGGAAGGUAAGUAACGCGCUUAAGGUUACAUAGCUGGUAAAUUGUAGCCAGGAGUUGGAAUCUGGGUGCCAAAAUCUAUGCUGUUAAUCACUAAACUACCCUGCCUUAGUUUUUAUACUUCUUUAGGAACCUCAGACCAAAAGAAAUUUAGACAAUUGUAAUAGAACAAGCAAAGAUUUGCUGAUCACAGCUUCCUUGCCCCAAUCCUUUAAUCGGCUUCCUUUUCACUGACUUCUUUUUUAAAUGAAGGUAACAAUGCUGUUGAACAGGAUCAUCUAGUGGUUAGCAGUUCAGCAUAAGAAUGACUUGCUUCAGAAGCUCAGCUCUACCACUUGCUUGCUGUAUGACCUUGAGAAAGUUACCUCUCCAAGUCUGUUUCCUCAUCUUUAAAAGAGAGGUUAUAAUAGGACCCACAUCAUACUAUUGUUUAAAGAGAAAACAACGUAGCCCAUUUAAAGCACUUAGAAAGUGCUCCAUAAAUAUUAUUAGUGUAAUAAAUAGCUGCAACAUCAAUAAAGUAUGAACCAAAUGAUCUCUUGAUUCAUAUACUAACACUAAAAUGGUUUAUUUCCCUUCUAAUUAAAAGAAAAUUACAACAACCAAAACAACAAAUGAAACCAUAGCCAUAAAAUCAAUUAUAUCAUCUGUGAGAAAACCGGAAAGGCUAUUGGACACAUUAAUUCAUUUGUCAUCAGUCAUCCCCUCUAUUCCAAAAUGUUUGUGUUCUAACAUCCUGAGACACCUUGCAUAAUAUAAUCACUGUGACUCCAAGAGGUCAAAUGGGCAGGCAGUUAAUGCUUCUCUGUGAAAAGCUCAAUAAUUCAUUUUACAAAUUUCAGUUUAAAGCCUGCGUUGAGGUUAAGAAAAAUUGACGUUCGGUCUGUGAACUUAAUGUCAAGCUCCAGAAAAACUCUGGGCAGCACAUGUUCAGCAAUUAAGUGGACACAGACAAUAAAGACGUUGCCAAAUUGUAAAACAAGACUUGGAAAUCACAGAAAAUGUUGCUAGUUAUUGAUCACGGUGACCAUUCAGUUCCUACUGAGCCACCCGAAAGAAUCAUUCAUUUUCCAGCAGAGAGCCUGCUCAUUUGCAAGAUAAAAGAGAGACAUUUCUGCACAUGCCCAUAAUGUUCUUCACCACUGGGGGCAGCUUUACAUAAGACUGCAUUCACUGAAACCAAAGCAACAGUCCGAGCAGCUUUCAGAAUGACAGUCUGCAGAAGUGAGCUGAGCGUGUGCGCGGUACGGGGCUCUCCUGCCUUCUGGGCUCCAACGCAGCUCUGUGGCUGAAUUGGGUGCUCACCACGGGAACUGCUGGGCUAUGGAAUACAGAUGUGGCAGCUCAGGUAGCCCCACAUUGCCUGGAGGAAUACAUCAUGUUUUUCGAUAAGAAGAAAUUGUAGGAGCCGGUUUUUUUUUUAACCGCCCCCUCCUCGCCCCCCAAAAAACUGUAAAGAUGCAAAAACGUAGUAUCCAUGAAGAUCCUAUUACCUAGGAAGAUUUUGAUGUUUUGCUGCGAAUGCGGUGUUGGGAUUUAUUUGUUCUUGGAGUGUUCUGCGUGGCUGGCAAAGAAUAAUGUUCCAAAAUCGGUCCAUCUCCCAAGGGGUCCAAUUUUUCUUCCUGGGUGUCAGCGAGCCCUGACUCACUACAGUGCAGCUGACAGGGGCUGUCAUGCAACUGGCCCCUAAGCCAAAGCAAAAGACCUAAGGACGACCUUUGAACAAUACAAAGGAUGGGUUUCAAUGUAAUUAGGCUACUGAGCGGAUCAGCUGUAGCACUGGUUAUAGCCCCCACUGUCUUACUGACAAUGCUUUCUUCUGCCGAACGAGGAUGCCCUAAGGGCUGUAGGUGUGAAGGCAAAAUGGUAUAUUGUGAAUCUCAGAAAUUACAGGAGAUACCCUCAAGUAUAUCUGCUGGUUGCUUAGGUUUGUCCCUUCGCUAUAACAGCCUUCAAAAACUUAAGUAUAAUCAAUUUAAAGGGCUCAACCAGCUCACCUGGCUAUACCUUGACCAUAACCAUAUCAGCAAUAUUGACGAAAAUGCUUUUAAUGGAAUACGCAGACUCAAAGAGCUGAUUCUCAGUUCCAAUAGAAUCUCCUAUUUUCUUAACAAUACCUUCAGACCUGUGACAAAUUUACGGAACUUGGAUCUGUCCUAUAAUCAGCUGCAUUCUCUGGGAUCUGAACAGUUUCGGGGCUUGCGGAAGCUGCUGAGUUUACAUUUACGGUCUAACUCCCUGAGAACCAUCCCUGUGCGAAUAUUCCAAGACUGCCGCAACCUGGAACUUUUGGACCUGGGAUAUAACCGGAUCCGAAGUUUAGCCAGGAAUGUCUUUGCUGGCAUGAUCAGACUAAAAGAACUUCACCUGGAGCACAAUCAAUUUUCCAAGCUCAACCUGGCCCUUUUUCCAAGGUUGGUCAGCCUUCAGAACCUUUACUUGCAGUGGAAUAAAAUCAGUGUCAUAGGACAGACCAUGUCCUGGACCUGGAGCUCCUUACAAAGGCUUGAUUUAUCAGGCAAUGAGAUCGAAGCUUUCAGUGGACCCAGUGUUUUCCAGUGUGUCCCAAAUCUGCAGCGCCUCAACCUGGAUUCCAACAAGCUCACAUUUAUUGGUCAAGAGAUUUUGGAUUCUUGGAUAUCCCUCAAUGACAUCAGUCUUGCUGGGAAUAUAUGGGAAUGCAGCAGAAAUAUUUGCUCCCUUGUAAACUGGCUGAAAAGUUUUAAAGGUCUAAGGGAGAAUACAAUUAUCUGUGCCAGUCCCAAAGAGCUGCAAGGAGUAAAUGUGAUCGAUGCAGUUAAGAACUACAGCAUCUGUGGCAAAAGUACUACAGAGAGGUUUGAUCUGGCCAGGGCUCUCCCAAAGCCGACAUUUAAGCCCAAGCUCCCCAGGCCGAAGCAUGAGAGCAAACCCCCUUUGCCCCCGACGGUGGGAGCCACAGAGCCCGGCCCAGAGACCGAUGCUGACGCCGAGCACAUCUCUUUCCAUAAAAUCAUUGCGGGGAGCGUGGCGCUUUUCCUGUCCGUGCUCGUCAUCCUGCUGGUUAUCUACGUGUCAUGGAAGCGGUACCCUGCGAGCAUGAAGCAGCUGCAGCAGCGCUCCCUCAUGCGAAGGCACAGGAAAAAGAAAAGACAGUCCCUAAAGCAAAUGACUCCCAGCACCCAGGAAUUUUAUGUAGAUUAUAAACCCACCAACACGGAGACCAGCGAGAUGCUGCUGAAUGGGACGGGACCCUGCAACUAUAACAAAUCGGGCUCCAGGGAGUGUGAGAUACCUUUAUCAAUGAAUGUGUCAACCUUUCUGGCAUACGACCAGCCCACAAUAAGUUACUGUGGGGUGCAUCAUGAACUUCUCUCCCAUAAGUCCUUUGAAACGAAUGCACAGGAAGAUACGAUGGAAACACACCUAGAGACUGAGCUGGACCUGAGCACAAUCACAACAGCUGGCCGAAUCAGUGACCAUAAACAGCAGCUAGCUUAACUGAGAUCACUGGUAGCCAGGGGUUGCUACCAAACUUUGUAACCUCAAGGACAAAAUGAGGAAGAUGUGUUCAUUGUGGACUCUAAAAACAAAACACAAAAUCCCCUGUUCAAAUAAACAAAAAAAUCCAAGAUUGAUUCAUGAAAUAAAGAAGACAUGAAUUGUUUUAAGUCUACACUUUGUAAUUAGCUAAGUUGUGCAGUAUUUUUUGACUUAAACAGAGUAUGACCCUGAAAAAUAAAACAAUCUUUUUUUCCAAAACUCAUCCUACCUACCUGUAAAAACUGUACAAAGCUAAUGUAUUUUUCAUAUUGUAAAGUUUCAAUUGUAGAAACAACUGGUAUGUACAGUACCAUAAUUUAAUUACAUUUUACUUUAAAAACUUUACACAUUUCAGUUUCUAAAAUUUUAAAUUAACAAAAAUUAUUUCUUGUGUUAUUCAGAGUUACUCAGUUUUGUAAGGACUGUUUUGUUACUGCUUUUUUGCCCAGAAACCUUGACUCUAAAAUUCUGUGCUGUGCGAAACAUGCACGAUUUUUAUUAUGCUUACUGCGUAGAAUUUUAUCUACUUGUUCCAGAAAUAAUACAUUAACCAAAAAGGAUUUAAUUGUUCAGACUUGUAAGAGGUUCUUCAACUACGUAGGCAGGUUUUUCUUAAAAAUGAAAAAAAAUCAAAGAUUUUUUUAACAGUUCUCAGACUUAACUGUUGCCUUGAAUUACAGCCUAGUUUCUAAGCAGUGAAAUGUAAUGAUAAAGAGGGAUAUUUUAACAUAUUUCCGAAUGAAUGACUCAUUAUUUCAUUCUUUUGAGUAACCAUUGUUAAGGGUUGGGGGAAAGCAUGGACAAAACAUCACUGGAAACAAAGGCUGUAACCACAGCAACAGACUUUGUGAUACAGUUAAAAGGUGCAGCUGCCAGUGACAAAUAAAAACUUUUGUUACAUCUCAUUAUUUGCAGGCCAAGGUGGGAGUAUAGUGCAUAAUAAUUGUACAGUAGCAAUUUUUAUCCUAAUUAACCCAUAGCGGUUUACCUAAAAGUAACCAUCAGUCAGUGCAACGUGUGCCUGGUUAUUAAGACAACUUUUUAUUUAGAACUGUGAGACCAGUAUUUUGGAAACAUUUCAAAGGAAACAUAUGAGUUUUUUUUUGCAUUGUGCACUACAUCAUUUCUCUCCUGAGGAAGAAUUUUAAACAUGUACAGCUCAUUCAAUAUAGAUAUGAGCCAUGGUGGAGAACUUUAUCACUCAAGUAGACUGUAAACAUCCUUAAUAUGUUCUAAAUUGUUUAUAUUGCUAUCCAUAAUGGGAUUCACUUCCAAAUUAUCAAAGAAAUAACUCAGAGUAAUUUGACACCAGCCCAGAUCAUAUAUUGAUUAUAUGAUUGUAUUAUAAAAAUUCAAAUCAAAUUAAGAAAACCUGAGUCUUCAGAAGCUGAAAUAAUCAACUUGUUUGUGCUGUUUGCUUGAUAUAGGUUAUUGUUUGAAAAUAGUGUUACUUUAUCAAUAAUAAUCAUGCAUUCUUGUGUUUUUUUUUAAUGGAAAACUGCAAGUUUCAAUUACUGUUGCACUAGAAGCGCUUUUUAUGUUGUCAUUUUAUAUUCAUGCCAUCAAAAGUAGAUUGACAAUACAUCAGUCUAACAGGGGUCAAUCAAAACAAUGAAGAAAAGAAUAACUGAAAACAAUGUCAAACUUUUAGAUUUUUAUCUCUUCCAAAGAAAGUAUAUCUAUAAAAUCUAGUUUUAUGCAGGUUUGUCACAGCAAAUUUAAAAGCAGCUUCAAGAAUGAACUUAAAAACUGUGGAGCAAAUUUUUGUUGAAAAGAUAUAAAGUCAGAAAGAAAAAAGAUGUAAAUUUUGGAAGAAGCAAAUUCUAUUACUAAUUCAAAUGAAACUAAAUGUCAAACAGUACUUGUGUCAACUAUUUAGCAUCCCAGAUUUUGUAACAUAUUUUGCAUAAAUUAUUUGCUAUUCAAAACUUUUGUCAUUUUAAGUCUAAUUUUAAUCUUUAUGUUAUCCAUUUUCUAAUUGCCUUGCGAUGUAUUAUUCUUAUUCUUAAUUCUCUACGUUGAAAUUUGGCUUUACGUCGUUAGCAAAUUUAUAAAGGGUUAUAAAGCUAUGAUUUGUGAGUCUAAAAUCAAAUGCAAAAUUUUAUUUAUUAUGUAAACCAAAAUGUCAUUUGCAAGUUUUCUCAUUAGAAGUUGUCCUUGCAAAGAUAGAAAAGGAAGAAUUAAUUUGUGUCAACAAGCACAAAUUAACAUAUUUGUUAAUAAAUAGGUUUAUCUGCUAAUAAACCUAUUUCUAGACACAGUCAAAUUGAUAAUGAUUUUUAGAAAUGUUAAGGUUCCAAGGAGUCUUACAAGUGUAUGCCCUUGAUUUCCUGAAGGAAACCACUUUCUUUCUUAAAUAUUUUAAAUUCAUCUAAAGUGAACAACUAUAAAUAGAAACAAUCACCUUGGAACCACAGCUCUGUGCAACCAAGGCCCUAAGCUACACCAAAUAAGCCAGGAAUUUUGAGACUUCUCAUCUUUAAAUUCAACCAGAAGGGUCUUUAACAAGAAAAAAAAUGCUGGAUGAUUAUUAUUAUUAUUUUUGCUUAAUUUUUAUUCUGCCAUGUCCAGGUUAAGGGUGAGGGUGGUGACAAUCUGAAAGACUGUGUCUGGAAUCUUUAUCACAUAUUUCCAAUUUAUUUCAGUUUUUGUCUAAAAUUUGCAUUUCUAAUCUUUCUUUUUCAGCAUUCAAUAAUCUCCCAUUUCCUCCUUCUAACUCCUAUUCCUCUGUCUCCCUUCCUGUCUAUUCCUCACCGAUUUAAACAACUGAAAUGUUUACUUAUGUUUGGAGUUGAAAAAUGGAGAGUUUGACCCAGCAUGGUUACAAUAACAGCCAGCAGCUGCAGCAAACCAUAAAGCUAUGCAGUGUUUUGAAGUUCACAAACCACAUUUUACAUAAAUUAUUUCAUUUUGUCGUCAUAACAACCCUAUAAAGACACAUUGAUCUCAAAGAAGUUGAGCCCUCACCCCAAAACACAGGGCUAAUAAUUGGUGCAGUUGAAUUAUUCUCAAAAUUUCAGGCUGUUAGUCUUUUCACUGUACUAAAAGAUUUCUUUCUCUGAUCAGAGCCAGAGAACUUCCAGAGAUAAUGGAUAGAAUGAAAGAAUAUAUAUAUAUUCAUGUUGUUUAGUAAUCCCUAUUUUAAUUCCAUUCUCCAUCUGUAAAAUAUUAGCUAACUGAAGUAUUUCUGUGUUUUACUCUGGGCUCUCACAUUAAAACUCUGUUCAAAAAGUUUAACAAGUCACAUAUUUCUUAACAUACAAGUUCGUUUGUGAAUGUGCAGAACAGAUGCUCCCAAGAUGUGGAUUGCAUGUAGACCCCAAGGUACAGACAUAAAAUCAAAGAAGCACAAGGAAAGAAACCCCAAGGGAAAAAACCAAAGACCUUCUAAAUUGAGACUGCAUAAUUAUAAAAGAGAUCCAUAGCACAGGGUUGAACACAUGUUCAACACUUUGUCAACUGAACACAUGUUCAAUUCGGAGCUAAUUAGGAAGACAUAUAAAAUUCUUUUUCUUUUUUUCUUUUGGCAAGAUUUCUUCUUAAACCAUGAAAUUUUUUUUUUACUUGUAAUAAUAGAGAACAAUUUUCUCCAUUCUCCUUAUAAGAAAAAUAAAAUUCAUCCAAAUUGAUGUAUAGAACCUAAAACAUAUGCUAACUUGCAAAUAAUAUAUUUUACUGAUCAACUCAUUUUGUCAAGUCUCUAUUUCUAGUCCCUCCUGAAUGUUUUGGAAAACCAUGAAACUAUACAGAUUUUUAAUACAAAUUACAUUUUUACAAGGAAAGAAAACAUUCCCAAAUUUAACACUCAAGACUAAUCACAUAAUCCUAUUUUGAACUCAGAUCUCUCUGACUCCAUAGACUGCUUAGAAAUAGUAAAAUCUCUUUGCAAAAAAUAUUUUCUAAAAUAAAACUAUUGUAUAUGAGAGUAAAAAUAUAUUUGUUUUUGAUUGUUCCUGACUGGAAGACAGAUAUCAUCUCUCAAACUAAACACUCAAAAUAAGAAACUGAAUGCAUGAAAACCAA
This is a messenger RNA of Symphalangus syndactylus (siamang), 9736 nucleotides long. RefSeq names its product leucine rich repeat transmembrane neuronal 3 (gene LRRTM3). NCBI's taxonomy places the organism in Eukaryota, Metazoa, Chordata, Mammalia, Primates, Hylobatidae. The record is from RefSeq and is a predicted model, not a curated record. Gene Ontology annotation, molecular function: protein binding.